Molecule: messenger RNA, 3669 nt
Organism: Pelobates fuscus (common spadefoot toad)
Lineage: Eukaryota; Metazoa; Chordata; Amphibia; Anura; Pelobatidae
Gene: ACTR8
Product: actin related protein 8
Exons: 13
Coding region: 101-2011 (636 amino acids)
Biological process (GO): regulation of DNA-templated transcription; double-strand break repair
Cellular component (GO): Ino80 complex
Source: RefSeq, a predicted model, not a curated record
CAAACUGAUGGGUGAAAAGUUCCGGGUUAGGUCAUGGUUGUCCCCUUUACUCGAGGGUUAGCCUCUGGUUGUCCUCACUCACCGGCUGCUGGGUCUGCGCAUGCGCAUUGUGCCCACAACACCACCACCACCAUCGGCAGCGGCAGCAGCAGCAGCUAUGACCCAGGCGGAGAAGGGGGAGCUGGAGAAUGGGAAGGAGCGAGAGAGGGAGCAGCGCGGGGUGAAGAGACCCAUAGUACCCGCUGCUAUACCGGAACCUUUCCAGGAUCAGAUACAGAGCGAUUUCAUUGUGGUGAUACACCCUGGAUCCAGCACCCUGCGCAUCGGAAGAGCUACAGAUUCUCACCCGGCAGCAAUUCCCCAUGUCAUUGCCCGUCGCCAUAAACAACCAGGACAACCCACCUACAGUGACCAGUGGCUCGUGAGAGAUGGUUUGAAUAAACAAGAAGGCAACGAGCAAAGACAAAAUGGCCUUAAAAUGGUGGAUCAGGCCAUCUGGUCCAAGAAGAUGUCCAAUGGGACAAGACGGAUACCUGUCCUCCCUGAGCAGGCCAGAGCUUACAAUAGACAGAUACGACCCGCUAUAUUGGAUCACAGUUCAGGUGUAAAAUGGACUAACACUUCACAUAGACCAGAAUAUCUUGUUGGAGAAGAGGCACUCUAUGUGAAACCUGCAGACUGCUAUAAUAUUCAUUAUCCCAUCCGAAAAGGCCAGCUUAAUAUCCACUCUGGACCUGGGGUCUCUCUCUCUGCAGUAAUUACUGAUCUGGAAACCAUCUGGUCACACGUGAUCCAGAAACUAUUAGAAAUCCAAUUGAAAGAUCUGAAGUAUUACAGGUGCAUAUUACUGAUCCCGGAUAUAUAUAACCGGCAACAUGUGAAAGAAAUGGUGACUAUGGUUGUAAUGAAGCUGGGAUUUUCAGGUAUUAUAGUCCAUCAGGAGUCUGUUUGUGCAGCAUUUGGAAGUGGCCUGAGCAGUGCUUGUGUUGUUGAUAUUGGGGAUCAGAAGACCAGUGUGUGCUGUGUGGAGGACGGAAUAUCCCAUCGGAAUACCAGGCUGUGUUUGGCUUAUGGUGGCUCUGAUGUCACACGGUGUCUAUUCUGGCUGAUGCAAAGAGCUGGGUUUCCCUACAGAGAAUGCCAGAUCUCCAACAAACUGGAUUGCCUCCUCCUCCAACAUCUGAAGGAGACCUUUGCACACCUCGAUCAGGAUGUUUGUGGCCUUCAGGAUCAUGAAUUUCAGGUUCGCCAUCCAGAUGCCCCGGCCUUACUCUACCAGCUCCGACUGGGAGAUGAAAAGCUUCAGGCCCCAAUGGCACUGUUUUAUCCGGCUACAUUUGGGAUCACUGGACAGAAAAUGACCUGUUUGCAACAAAGAUCCCAAGGAGAUGCAGAGGAUCCACAUGAUGAGCAUUACCUGCUGGCAACACAAAGCAAACAGGACCAGUCUGCCAAAGCUGCAGCUGAUCGGAAAGCAGGACCAAAGUCCAGUUUGUUUGAUGAUUCAAGAAGUCUGGACCCAUCAGACAGAAGUCACAUGCAAGAAGCUGAACUUGGAACAGCUCAGAAUGAUAGUUUGGCAUCUGCCAACGAUGCAGAGGAGUCAUCCUCUGCAUUUUACAAUCGUAAAACCGCAAUCUCUCAGUUUGAAGGGAAAGCACUAGGUCUGGAUAAAGCAAUUCUGCAUAGUAUUGACUGCUGCGCAUCGGAUGACACCAAAAAGAAAAUGUAUAGCUCCAUCCUUGUGGUUGGAGGAGGUCUAAUGUUCCACAAAGCUCAACAGUUUCUGCAGCAUCGAAUACUGAACAAAAUGCCUCCAUCAUUUAGGAGAGUUGUGGAAAAUGUUGAGGUUAUCACUAGGCCAAAGGAUACAGACCCCAGGUUACUUGCAUGGAAAGGAGGAGCCGUUCUCUCAUGCCUUGACACCACACAGGAGUUGUGGAUCUACCAACAAGAAUGGCAGAGAUUUGGAGUUCGCAUGCUACGUGAAAGGGCAGCUUUUGUGUGGUGAAGACAUUUAAUUGGUCUCAAUUGUCUUAAUGGUGCUCCAGAAUGGCUUGUUGCAUAGAACCCUACAUGUAACCUGUUUCUGGAUACAGGGUCAGGUUAACUGCUAUUUUUAUGGCUGAAAGGGACACUCCACUGCCCAAAUACAAAACAAGCAAAUAAAAAAAACACUGUUUGGUAGAUAUACCCAUUGAAACAUUGCAUGCAUUUAAUUAUGCAUUUUUGUUCAUUAAGCUAUAUCCAUUUUGGUUUUCCUGUUGAUCCAAAAGAAAGCAAAUAACCCAGGCUGAAGGGCUUCCAAUUUUGCAACAAACUAGGAAAAAAAUCCCCAGCAUGGCAGUCAGAUCUCUCCAUGGAUCAAAAAGCUAAUAUUCUACAAAGCUCAACAGUUUCUGAAGUUCUGCCUUUGCAAUCCCUGCCCUUCUUCCCCUGUCCAUUCACAGACUUCUUAAUGCAGCUCAAUGAGAAGUCUUUGCAAGGCAGAUGCUCUGGGCAAUUGCUCUCUCUAGAGUAGCUCCACUGAGCUAACCAAACCAGGAAGUGACAGGACCUGUUGUUUGCUUGAAAGCCAAGGGGCUGUAACCAGGUUUAUUUAUAAAAGAAAAUGAACAAAUAGGCUUUGUAGCGCUAGUAUGGAUAGGGAUAGGCAGCUGGAACUACCCAAGCCAGAUUCUCUUCUUUCUGGUAGUAGAUCCCUGAGAACAACUAAAAGGUGUUGCUACCCUCCCACAAACGUAUAAUUUAUAAAAGUGUAAAUUUCUACUGAAAUGUGCACUUUUUGCAAAAUGAAAAAAAUAGGACACACUUCACACAUGAAGCUUUCCAGCAAGGUAAGGAGCUUUUGAAGCCUGGAGUGUCUCUUUAAUUAAGGCACAGACUUAAAUUAUCACUUUUAUUAGCAAGGAAAAACAUUCUCAGGUCUAUACAAAAAUCUAUUAUGGGCAUUUUAUAUUGUUAGAAAGCGCUCUAUCUCUCUGUAAGUACCAAGCCAACCAUUUGAUUGCUAUAUUGGAUUUGUUCAUUUUUGAGGCUGGACCAGCUUUGUCAUUAUUCUAUUUCCUGCAAACGACACCGUUUGAUAUGGUGUUAAAACUAUAUAAUAGCUGAGAUUAAUCCGGAUCUUCAGUCACGUUAUAAGAUAUGCUGUAACAAAUGCAUUCAUUACAUCUUAGAUCUAUUUUCCUAAAGUGGUAAAUGAAAAGCAAAUCGGGCAAAUAAAUAUUAAGCAUUUUUAACCGUACCCCAAAUACAGUAUGGUAUAAAAUAUAUGUAUGGUUUUAAAUAACAUUUUCUGCUCUGGCCCCCAAUUGCCGACAACGUGAUGUACAUCAACAAAUAGACAGUAUACAAUUAUCUGCUUGGACACCUACUGUUUGGAGUUUCAGCCUAUUCCCCAGGCCUGUUACCAUGUGGUAAUAGAAUGAUAUAAGGAUAAACAUAAAUGUUUAGUUCUACUGCAAAUCAGAAUUCUCUAUUAACCAAAGUUGGACAAGCAAGUUACUAAUCCUUAGUGGAUUAUUGUGAUAUUAUUGAAUAAUGUUCUAGGUUACUCAGUUACUAAUAUGUAUAUAUGUGUAAUAUGCAAUUUUUAUACAGAUUGUAUUUAUUGUCUCCAUGACAGAUUGAUUUAUGGACCAGAAAUAAACAUUUUUGUUUUCUGUU